AUGUCCGCCUCGCACUCCGACACUUCUCCCGCCCCGCCCGCUUCCUCCUCCUCCUCGGCGACGCUCCCGCCAGAGCAGUGCCUCACCCCUCCGUCCGUAAGGCGGAGGGAAGCCCGCCUCGCGCGUUGCGCAAUCGCAGCCUCCAACUCUGGUCGAGGCGGAGCGGAAACCGAGACCGCCGGCGACGACGGGACUCGGGAGCGCCGCCCUCGGACAGAGUACGCAGCGGAGGAAGUUCAAGCUCGUCGGGUUGGGCGGAGGCAAGCGGAGCGCGAGGGAUGGAGGGGAUGGGAAGUCGAAGCUGAGGGGUACGACGGGCAGCGGUGGGAUGAGGGGGUGGUGAGGGCUGAUGGUACGGUGGAUUGGGCGAGAUUGGAGGGUGCGACUGUAGGAGGUGAGGCCGCGGGACUGGAGCAUGACGUUCUGGCGCUCCCGACCGCCGAUGACCCGCUCUUCCUCCGCGACUCGCUCGACUACGACGCCCAGCCCGCCACGCUCCCUUCUCCGCCCUCGACGACUACCAGACUCGGUCUCGACUCCCUCCCACCGAACACGGUCCCGCUCCUCCUCUCGGCGCUGUACAUCGCCUUCCGCGCGCUGUACCCCGCCUCGCGCACGUACCGUCGCACGCGCUCUGCUGGACAGACCGGCGUCGAGGGCAAAGUGCGCAUGGGGUCGAGGGAGUAG
Molecule: messenger RNA, 687 nt
Organism: Rhodotorula toruloides NP11
Lineage: Eukaryota; Fungi; Basidiomycota; Microbotryomycetes; Sporidiobolales; Sporidiobolaceae
Exons: 1
Coding region: 1-687 (228 amino acids)
Source: RefSeq, a predicted model, not a curated record